This is a messenger RNA of Bombyx mori (domestic silkworm), 886 nucleotides long. RefSeq lists its product as uncharacterized. The record is from RefSeq and is a predicted model, not a curated record. The coding region runs from base 114 to 773 and encodes 219 amino acids. Lineage: Eukaryota; Metazoa; Arthropoda; Insecta; Lepidoptera; Bombycidae. The transcript has a single exon.
ACGACGUUGCUAUCUGCACCGAGAGCCGCACAGAGCUACGAGAGGCACUCCUGUUGUGGAAACAGCAGUUACAAGCCGGUGGCCUAAUAUUGAGUGUUGCGAAGACACAUUACAUGUCUUUUAAUGACCCAGAUCCAGGUGACAACAGUCCGAUUUCCAUUGACGGUCAACUUGUAAACAUGUGCGAUCAAUACAAGUAUCUGGGUACUAUGAUGCACAGAUCUGGAAAUUUAAAAUGCAACAUUCAACACCGAAUAGCCGCAGCGUGGCUAAAAUGGCGAGAAGUAAGUGGUGUCACCUGCGAUAGGAGGAUGCCCGUUAAGCUCAAGGGUAUGAUCUAUAAGACUAUAAUAAGGCCUGUUCUUAUGUAUGGCAGCGAAACAUGGGCGGCAACCAAAAGGAACGUACAUACCAUUCAAGUUGCUGAAAUGAAAAUGCUGAGGUGGAUGUGCGGCGUGACUAGGCUCGAUAAAAUCCGCAACGAGUACGUGCGUGGAAGUCUAGGUGUACGGGACAUCGCCGACAAGAUGCAGGAGAGUAGGCUGAGAUGGUAUGGUCACGUGAAAAGGAAGCCACCUGACUACGUCGGAAAUUUGGCGCUACUGCUCGACCUCCCCGGUCGAAGACCUAGAGGCAGACCCAAGACAAGGUGGAGGGACGUAGUGCUGAAGGACAAGAGAGAAUGCAAUGCUGCUGACGAGGAUGUCGAAGACAGAGCGAAGUGGAGGAGUAAAGUCAGGAAAGCUGACCCCACCACCAUGUGGGAUAAAUAGCUGGGAAGAGAGAGACUUAACGGUAGGCAGCGGCUUAGCUCUCUCUGGGGUUGCUGACGUCCAUGGGCAACGGUAUCCACUCAUCAUCAGGUGGGCCCCAUCUGCCUACAAAG